UCUGCAUGUCGCCAUUAUAAUGUUUCCAGAUACGUUUAUUUGACCUGAUUUUCCUCAGUCUGGCUAAUGUCUUUAACCCUUAAAGUUUAAUGUUUGUUAGCGACAUAUUUAGUUUUGCUGAUGGGAAAUAAAACCGCAGUGAAAAGACACAGGCUGCGGCAGAUAGUACUCUGCCGCACUGCAAGGGGGCGUACGUGAAACUGGACUUUCCGUUAAAAGUGGACGCGGUUAACACAAUGCCGGAGCUAAAAGGUUUGCUUCAAACUACGGGACAGAGGAUAACUCGCGCUUUUCAAACGGACUGGUGCACCCGAAAAGACUGUCUAUGUGGCUGUCCUUCGAAAAAUCGCCUUUGCUGCUUUCCCUGCCUUUUCUUCUCAACUUGCGCCAAUGUCUGGACUAACACGAGAUAUUGUGACAUUAAAAAACUACCACGAAGCCUCAGCAAACAUGAGAGCUCGACCACUCACAUUCAAAGCCUGUUUGCUUUAAAAACUUUUGGAAGCUCAAGGAUCGAUUUGGCUUUGACGAACAGCGGAAGCUCAACGGUAGCAUCCUCAAAAGCUAAGUGUCUCCUCACAUUCUUGGGAGAGCUACAGGACAUCCUGAUUGACCGUGAGCAGCAGAAUCUGGUUCCAGCACAGCCUCCUUCUAUCUAUGUCAUCAUCUGGGACAACAUCGGCUUUCACCGCACCAACCAGAUUAGAGAGUGGUUCAAUAUACACCAACAAGUCCUCAAUGUAUGUCUGCCACCCUACACACCUUUCCUCAACCCCAUAGAGGAGUUAAUCUCAUCAUGGCCGUGGAAGGUGUAUGACCGGGAACCAUACAGUGGAGAACCUCCUCAGGGCCAUAGACCUGGCCUGUGAUGAUGUGGGGCAUUACUCAGGCUGGGUCCGGCAUGAGAAAAGUGUUUUGUGUUUAGAGAAAAGAGAGGGCAGUUUCCUGAAAUGUGUUCUGACAUUCGAGAAAAACUGUAAGAAAACAAUAAUAAAAUAAAAUAACAGCGGACUGCUGCCACCUUCGACCACUAACUUCUGCUUCUUGCCCGUCUCCCCCUCGCUUCCUACUACCUACAGCUCUCCAGUCCCAGCGUCUUUUAAAGAGA
Messenger RNA from Corythoichthys intestinalis (scribbled pipefish), 1108 nucleotides. RefSeq lists its product as uncharacterized. The record is from RefSeq and is a predicted model, not a curated record. NCBI's taxonomy places the organism in Eukaryota, Metazoa, Chordata, Actinopteri, Syngnathiformes, Syngnathidae. The transcript has 2 exons. Gene Ontology annotation, molecular function: nucleic acid binding. The coding region runs from base 237 to 869 and encodes 210 amino acids.